Messenger RNA from Gossypium raimondii (Peruvian cotton), 1960 nucleotides. RefSeq names its product calcium-dependent protein kinase 1. NCBI's taxonomy places the organism in Eukaryota, Viridiplantae, Streptophyta, Magnoliopsida, Malvales, Malvaceae. Gene Ontology annotation, molecular function: calmodulin binding; calcium/calmodulin-dependent protein kinase activity; calcium-dependent protein serine/threonine kinase activity. The transcript is spliced from 9 exons. Gene Ontology annotation, cellular component: cytoplasm; nucleus. Gene Ontology annotation, biological process: protein autophosphorylation; intracellular signal transduction; peptidyl-serine phosphorylation. Bases 102 to 1706 code for a protein of 534 amino acids. The record is from RefSeq and is a predicted model, not a curated record.
CCUUAUAAUUUUCCUUUUACACUCUAGCAACUCGCUUGACUCAGAUUUGACUUAGUAAAGGAGAUUGUGUUUUUUCUCUCUCCAAAUUUCCUUCUUAAAGAAUGGGUAACUGUAACAGUCAACCAUCCGCCGAUAGCCAGUUCCGACCAGAGACCAACACCGGCGGUGGUCCCAACCAUGGCAUCAAUGUCCUACCUGCUGACGCAUCGGCUCCAAGACCCCCCAAACCUUCAACCCACCACAACUUGUCCUCCUCCUCCGCCGCCCCCAACCACCACACUGCUCCAUCCGCUACUCCACCGAUCGGUCGUGUGCUUGGCCGUCCCAUGGAAGACGUCCGGUCAACUUACGUCUUCGGCCGCGAGCUCGGUCGUGGGCAGUUUGGUGUUACCUACUUAGUGACUCACAAAGAAACCAAUCAGCAAUUCGCUUGUAAAUCCAUCGCCACCCGUAAGCUUAUCAACCGUGAUGACAUCGAAGACGUCCGCCGAGAAGUCCAGAUUAUGUACCAUCUAACCGGCCACAGGAAUAUUGUGGAGCUGAAGGGGGCUUAUGAGGAUCGUCACUCCGUGAAUCUGAUAAUGGAAUUGUGUGCGGGAGGUGAGUUGUUUGACCGGAUUAUAGCGAAAGGCCAUUAUUCAGAGAGGGAGGCGGCUAAUUUGUGCCGGCAGAUCGUGACGGUGGUUCAUAAUUGUCAUUCCAUGGGGGUUAUGCAUAGGGACUUGAAGCCUGAGAAUUUCUUGUUACUGAGUAAGGACGAGGAUUCUCCAUUGAAGGCUACAGAUUUUGGGCUCUCUGUAUUUUUCAAGCCAGGAGAUAUUUUUAAGGAUCUGGUCGGAAGUGCUUAUUAUGUAGCUCCAGAAGUAUUGCGGCGACGCUAUGGACAUGAAGCUGAUAUUUGGAGUGCUGGGGUGAUUCUCUACAUUCUCCUCAGUGGAGUCCCACCAUUCUAUGGAGAAACUGAACAGAGUAUCUUUGAUUCUAUUCUUCGGGGAAAUAUUGAUUUCGCAUCAGAUCCAUGGCCCUUUGUUUCCAACAGUGCCAAAGAUCUUGUGAGGAAGAUGCUACGACAUGAUCCUAAGGAUCGGCUUUCUGCAGUUGAAGUCUUAAAUCAUCCAUGGAUACGUGAAGAUGGUGAUGCAUCUGAUAAACCUCUUGAUGUUGCUGUUUUAACUAGAAUGAAACAAUUCAGGGCAAUGAACAAACUCAAAAAAGUUGCUUUAAAGGUAAUUGCAGAAAAUUUAUCUGAAGAAGAAAUCAUAGGUUUGAAGGAGAUGUUCAAAUCUAUGGACACAGAUAAUAGUGGAACAAUCACCUUUGAGGAGUUGAAAGCUGGCCUUCCUAAACUCGGUACUAAGCUUUCUGAGCAUGAAGUGAGGCAAUUAAUGGAAGCGGCUGAUGUUGAUGGAAAUGGAGCCAUUGAUUACAUUGAGUUUAUAACAGCUACCAUGCAUAUGAAUAGAAUGGAAAGAGAAGACCACUUGUACACCGCUUUCCAAUACUUUGACAAGGACAAUAGCGGGUACAUUACAAUGGAAGAGCUAGAGCAGGCCCUUAAGAAGUAUAAUAUGGGUGAUGAAAAAACAAUAAAAGAAAUCAUUGCAGAAGUUGACACAGACAGGGAUGGAAGAAUUAACUAUGAUGAGUUUGUUGCCAUGAUGAGAAAAGGCAACCCAGAGUUGGCCAAUAACCGACGACGCAAGUAAGCUAAAUGCAGCCAGCUUGCAUAUCUGCUCAAAUUCACGUCUCCACUGGUUUGUUAAUGUAUACGAUUUUUGUUAUAAACCAAAAUCUCUUGUAAACUCGGUUUCACCACCUGGGAUAGAGAAACAGUUCUUAGUUGUUUAUCUAUACUGCGGGAGACUGUAAUAUUGUUGAGGUCCGGCAACUUAUUUUGUUGACUGCUGGAGUGCCAAAUCUAUUAAAACUUACUGAGAUGCGUUGCAGAUUUAGAAGAGAA